Scomber japonicus (chub mackerel) is the source of this 2701-nucleotide messenger RNA. It is a transcript of the gene mcm2, whose product is annotated as minichromosome maintenance complex component 2. Gene Ontology annotation, cellular component: nucleus; MCM complex. Bases 1 to 2667 code for a protein of 888 amino acids. Lineage: Eukaryota; Metazoa; Chordata; Actinopteri; Scombriformes; Scombridae. Gene Ontology annotation, biological process: mitotic DNA replication initiation; DNA replication; double-strand break repair via break-induced replication. The record is from RefSeq and is a predicted model, not a curated record. Gene Ontology annotation, molecular function: single-stranded DNA helicase activity; 3'-5' DNA helicase activity; ATP binding. The transcript has 20 exons.
AUGGCGGAUUCCUCCGAGUCGUUCCACAUGGCCACCAGCCCCACCCGAGGCCCCCGCAGAGGAGACCUGACCUCCAGCCCUGGCAGAGACCUGCCCCCCUUCGAGGAUGAGUCCGAGGGGCUUCUGGGCGACGGACCCCUUCCCGGAGAGGAGGAGGAGGACGGAGACGGGGAGGAGCUGAUCGGGGAUGGGAUGGAGAGGGAUUACCGUGCCAUCCCGGCUCUGGAUCAGUACGAGGCCGAGGGUUUGGAUCUGGAUGACGAGGAUCUGUCGGAGAUGUCACCUGGAGCUCGCGCUCGCGCUGAGGAAGCCAUGAGCAUCAGAGACAGAGCGCAGGGAGUCACUGGACGUCUGAGGAGAGGACUGCUCUACGCUGAUGACGAGGAUGACGGACAACCUUCAGCCCGGCGGAGACGAAGAGCCGAGUGGGCGGCAGAAGGAGAAGAUGGCGAUGAAGAGGAAAUGAUCGAGAGCAUCGAAAACCUGGAGGACAUGAAGGGUCACACAGUGAGGGAGUGGGUUUCCAUGGCAGCGCCGCGGCUCGAGAUCUACCACCGAUUCAAGAACUUCCUGCGGACACACGUAGACGAAAACGGCCACAACGUGUUCAAGGAGAAAAUCAGCGACAUGUGCAAAGAGAAUAAGGAGAGUCUGGUUGUGAACUAUGAAGAUCUUGCAGCCAGAGAACACGUGUUGGCUUACUUUCUACCAGAAGCUCCAACUGAGAUGUUAAAGGUUUUCGACGAAGCAGCUAAAGAAGUGGUUCUCGCCAUGUACCCGAAAUACGACCGCAUCGCACACGAGAUCCACGUCCGCAUCUGCAACCUGCCGCUAGUCGAGGAGAUCCGCUCACUCAGGCAGCUCCAUCUGAACCAGCUGAUCCGGACCAGCGGAGUGGUGAGCAGCUGCACAGGCGUUCUCCCUCAGCUCGCUAUGGUCAAGUACAACUGUAACAAGUGUAACUUCGUGCUGGGGCCGUUCUUCCAGUCCCAGAACCAGGAAGUGAAGCCGGGUUCCUGUCCCGAGUGUCAGUCGCUCGGACCCUUCGAGAUCAACAUGGAGGAGACCGUGUACCAGAACUACCAGAGGAUCACCAUCCAGGAGAGUCCCGGUAAAGUUGCAGCCGGUCGCCUCCCUCGCUCCAAAGACGCCAUCCUGCUCGCCGACCUGGUGGAUCACUGCAAGCCUGGAGACGAGAUCGAGCUGACGGGAAUCUAUCACAACAACUACGACGGCUCUCUGAACAUGGCUAACGGCUUCCCCGUGUUCGCCACCGUCAUCCUGGCCAAUCACAUCACCCGACGGGACGAAGGCGUCGCCGUGGCCGAGCUCACCGACGAGGACGUCAAAGCCAUCGUCGCUCUGUCCAAAGACGAACGCAUCGGAGAAAGGAUUUUUGCCAGCAUGGCUCCGUCCAUCUACGGUCACGAGGACAUAAAGAGAGCUCUGGCUCUGGCUCUGUUUGGAGGAGAACCCAAAAAUCCAGGCGGUAAACACAAAGUGCGUGGAGACAUCAACGUGCUGCUGUGUGGAGACCCGGGAACCGCCAAGUCUCAGUUCCUCAAGUACGUAGAGAAGCUGUCGACCCGCGCCGUGUUCACCACCGGUCAGGGAGCCUCGGCCGUCGGUCUCACCGCCUACGUGCAGAGACACCCGGUCACCAGAGAGUGGACGCUGGAGGCCGGAGCGCUGGUGCUGGCCGAUCGCGGAGUCUGCCUCAUCGACGAGUUCGACAAGAUGAACGAUGCCGACAGGACGAGCAUCCACGAGGCGAUGGAGCAGCAGAGCAUCUCCAUCUCUAAAGCCGGCAUCGUCACCUCGCUGCAGGCCAGAUGCACCGUCAUCGCUGCCUCCAACCCCAUCGGCGGCAGGUACGACCCCUCGCUCACCUUCGCUGAUAACGUGGACCUGACGGAGCCCAUCGUGUCACGUUUCGACGUGCUGUGUGUCGUCAGGGACACUAUCGACCCCGUACAGGAUGAGAUGUUGGCUCACUUCGUGGUCGGCUCCCACAUCAAGCAUCACCCUAGCAACAAGGAGGCGGGCAUCUCUCUGGAGGAAGUGGUGCUGCCCAACAUGUCUGACGUGCCGCUGAUUCCUCAAGAGCUGCUGAGGAAGUACGUCAUCUACUCCAAGGAGCGGGUUCAUCCCAAACUGAACCAGAUGGAUCAGGAUAAAGUGGCUCGUAUCUACAGCGAACUCCGUAAAGAGUCCAUGGCGACAGGCAGCAUCCCCAUCACGGUGCGUCACAUCGAGUCGAUGAUCCGCAUGGCUGAGGCGCACGCUAAGAUGCACCUCCGGGACUACGUGGUGGAGGACGACGUGAACAUGGCGAUCAGAGUGAUGCUGGAGAGCUUCAUCGACACGCAGAAGUUCAGCGUGAUGAGGAGCAUGAGGAAGACGUUCGCCCGCUACCUCGCCUUCCGCCGAGACAACAACGAGCUGCUGCUGUUCAUCCUGAAGCAGCUGGUUGCCGAGCAGGUCGCCUACCAGAGGAACAGAUACGGAGUCCAGAACGACACCAUCGAGGUCCCCGAAAAAGACCUGCACGAAAAGGCGAGACAGAUCAACAUCCACAACCUGACGUCUUUCUACGACAGCGAACUUUUCCGCUCCAACAAGUUCAGCCACGACGGCAAGAAGAAGCUGAUCCUGCAGCAGUUCUAAGAGCCUCUUCAUCAUCUUCAUCCUCUUCCUCUUC